Messenger RNA from Parnassius apollo (apollo), 2181 nucleotides. NCBI's taxonomy places the organism in Eukaryota, Metazoa, Arthropoda, Insecta, Lepidoptera, Papilionidae. The record is from the annotation of a GenBank genome assembly.
AUGGAAGGCCUUUUACAAUUCCAAGACGAUAUUUCAGAUAUAAUUUCUAAGGCUAGAAAGAAUUUAAAGAAGUCGCCUCAGGAGCGACUAACCCCGUCUUACGUACAAAUUAGAUUGACUAAUUUGGAUGAAUUAUGGCAACAAUUUAACAAGACUCAUGAAACACUUGUUAGGGAAUCGGAAUCUAAAGAAUUUAGGAGUAGUCAGUACUAUGUCAAAAAUGUAUAUGACAGUACAGAAGAAUGUUUCAUUGAUUGUAAGGCUGAAUUUUUAUCUUUGCUUCAUAGUUUCAAAUCGGAAGGUAGUUGCGAGAAUACAGAAGGAAAAACAAGUUCGUCACAAGUUAAAUUACCAAAAAUUAUUAUACCUACAUUUUCGGGAAACUACUUAGAGUGGGUUACGUUCCGAGAUUUGUUUACUUCGUUGGUGCAUAACUGUCAAUCAUUAGAUAACGUACAAAAAAUGUACUACCUUAAGGGUUAUUUAACUGGUGAAGCGGAACAGUUACUUAGGCAAAUUCCGAUAUCGUCUGAAAACUACCAAACAGCUUGGGAAACAAUUAAAUCACGUUAUGAUAAUAAGAAAUUUCUCACCAAAAAUAUUUUACAAAGACUAUUUAAUUUACGCAAUGCUACUGGCGAAUCGGCUCAAUAUUUAAAAUGUUUGAUAGACACAACUUGUGAUUGUUUAAAUGGUUUAAGUAACUUAGGUGUAAAUGUAUCUAACUGGGAUGUGAUGCUAAUAUUUAUGUUAUCGUUAAAACUUGAUCAAGAGUCAAGACGCCAAUGGGAGUUCUUUAGUAGCAAUAAUAGUUCUUCUGAUGUUUUGCCAACCUUUGAGGAAUUUAAAAAGUUUUUAACGGAUAGGGCUCGAGCUUUAGAAGCUUUAGAGGCAAAUAAACCAAAUGUGUCAAAACAGCAAGUUAGACCUAAAACGUUACAUGUUGUUAAUUUUAAGUGCCCUUAUUGUUCUGAAGACCAUAAGCUAAGUUCAUGUAAGAAAUUUAUAAGUAAGGAUAGUGAAUCACGACGUGAUUUUGUCCGGGACAAUCAUUUAUGUUUUAAUUGUUUUAGUAGUACUCAUUUGGCAAGGUACUGUAAAAAUUAUAUCCAAUGUCGUACAUGUAAAAAGCGUCAUCACACUUUAUUACAUCCAGUAAAUAGUAAGCCCGCGAACACUAAUGCCAAUAAUCAGGAACCAAGUAGCUCAGAAACCGGACAGUCCGGGGCGACCAGUGUGCAAGGUCAGGUUAUGACGUGUUUCUCAACCGGUAGAUCAUACGAGCAAGUUUUGUUGGCUACUGCUUUAGUGCAAGCUAAGGCACAAAAUGGCAGGAAUUAUACAUUGCGAGCUUUGUUGGAUCAAGGUUCGCAAGCGUCUUUCGUAACGGAAGCCACGGUGCAGUAUCUGAACCUUAAAAAAGUUUCCGAUAAAGGAAUAGACCUUCUGUUGGGAGCGGAAGUUUACACCCAAGUAUUACGGGACGGAAUAAGAAGGAGUCCUAAUGGAUUAACAGUAGCCCAGUUUACGGCUUUGGGCUGGGUGCUGUCUGGUGGUAUUACCAAUGCAAAAAUACCGAGGUCAAACAUAGUAACGUUCCACUCACGCAUUGAUGAUGAUGCGUUACUCAGAAGAUCUUGGGAACUGGAGUCGGAUACAGAACCCACUAAACCAUUGUUAACAGAGGAGGAAAUUCAGUGUGAGGAUUAUUAUAGUAAGACUACUUACCGAGAUGUCGAUGGCAGGUUUGUAGUUCGCUUACCUUUCAAACCCAAGGAUCCAAGUUACAAGCAUGACACGUACAGGGAAAUAGCUGAAAAAAGGUUAAAUUCAUUAGAAGCAAAGUUAAACAGAAAUACGGAACUAAAGAAUAAAUAUAAGGAAGUAAUGAACGAAUACUUGGAGUUGCAACACAUGGAGAGAGUGUCAGACCCACAAAAAUACCUAGAGACGGCGCUCUACUUACCUCAUCACGCGGUAGUUCGUAGCGAUAAAGAUACUACGAAAGUAAGAGUGGUAUUCGACGCGUCCUGUAAAGGAAGGUAUGGAGUUUCGCUCAAUAAUAAUUUGUUAACGGGACCAACGUUACAAGCCGAUUUAAGAUACAUUAUACUGCGUUGGAGACUAUCACCUAUCUGUUUAGCAGCGGAUAUCAUAAAAAUGUAUCGGCAGGCCAAGUGA